Oikopleura dioica is the source of this 1800-nucleotide messenger RNA. NCBI's taxonomy places the organism in Eukaryota, Metazoa, Chordata, Appendicularia, Copelata, Oikopleuridae. The record is from the annotation of a GenBank genome assembly.
AUGCAAGAAGAUGAGUUUGCGCUCGAAUUUAAAAAGUUAACGGACAUUUCAUAUCGCGAAUUCGAAAAUUACCCAGGCAUUUAUCCUGUUUACUCGGCGAAUAUGGAUUAUCAGAGACGCAUCGCUCGUUGUAGUCAAUAUAUGACUGAAAAGAAAGCGGCACAAAUUUUACGGUGGGCUGGAAACGAGGAACACAAUUUGCACGACGCAACGGAACCGUGUCACGAAGAUAUUCAUGAUAUGGAACGUUUUGCUCCACGACCGAUGGAUACUGAUUCUCAAGAUACUGAAAAAAGCUCAGAUGUUUCGUUUCUUGAUUUUGAUAAAUUGACGGAAAAUGCUACUUCCGAAAAGAGUUUUAAUCGAAAUCCUUUUCUGGAUAAUGAGUGUUGCGCUGGUGAUGACAACAAUGAUUACAAUGAGAACGAAGCAGAGAUCGACGAAAAUGAUGCUGCGCAAGAGGCAGCAGAACGACAAGACGAUGCACCAUUUUUAGAACCUGAUUCUAGUGUCGAAGCAAGUUUGUAUGCGGAGUAUAAGCCUAUUCGUAAUGUGUUGAGCUUGACGCCAAAUGUAUUCGACGAUGAAACACUUGUUAGAAUUCUCCCCGAUCGACAAGUGAAAGAGUUGGCGAUGUGCAAGACAAAGAACUGCUUGUUUACUCAUUCUGAUAAACAAAAAAUGCGAAAACAUGAGAGUGUUUGCCGAACAGAACCCAUUGAUUUUAUUCGUCAAACUGUAGAAGGGCCUGGAAUUAUGGAUCAUGUACACGAACUGGUGGCAGAAGGAUUUUUGCCGGCUUUUGAUUAUGUUCAAGAAUACUUUCUCACUUUUGAUAUUGAGUGUUUAAUGCAGCAUGGCCCCUAUUCCGAGGGAGUAAAGUUUCAUCGUCUUACAUCGGUAGCGACUUAUUCCAGUAAAGGUGAACGUCAAUGCUUUGUCCGCCGAGGUAUGGAACACGAAGCAUGCGAAGUGAUGGUUACCGAGUUUAUAAAUUACUUGAUCUGCAGACAGCAAGACAUGGCGCGCACUAUUCCACAAUGCAUUGUCGACGGUAUUGCUCAUUACGAAGAAAAAAUCGAAUUCGAAAACAAGAAAGAAGGAGCAAGUAUUCACGACACUGCGCGUCUACGAAAAAAGCUCAAAUAUUUGAAAGAUUUUUUCAAGCUAAAAAUCUAUUCUUGGGUUGGAGAGAGGUACGAUAUUGUUGUGCUCUUUCCGACAUUGGUGUCAGUUUUGUAUCACUUCGUUGGCGGCGAUACAAAACUUAUAAAUUUCAUCAAACGCGCAAAUGGGUACAUGUUAGUCGAAGCAAAUAAUCUCAGUUUUCGAGAUUUUAAAAAUUAUACGUGUCCUAUGUCCCUGGAGAAAUUGGCGCGCUCGUGUGGUCUGGAUGAGAAGCUCUUUGUAAAAGGAGCUUUUCCUUAUGAAUGGUACAGUAAUGUUAAACAUCUAAGCGAGGCAAAGACAAUGCUUUCGUAUCCAUGCUUUUAUUCGUCAAUGACUUUGCGGAACGCUUGCUUUGUUGCGGAAAUGGAUAAAAUUAUUGAAGCGGAAAUCGACUGGGGAAAUUGGAGGAACGACAAGGAGGUCCUGUGCACGAAAAUUUCCGUAUUUCUAAAAUUAUACAAUAUAACCGACGAUCCAAGUACAAUUGAACAUUAUGCGACAAGAAGUGCCGAAGAAGGUAAUGAUCCAUAUGCUCUUUACAGUGAGUGGACGGGUACGAUUUGGAAAUUGUUGGUUUGGAGUAAUGAAAAACGACGAUGGCAUUUCGACGAAAAUGAUGCCGCAACCUAA